GUUUUCAAACAACCAAGAUGUCUGCAGACGAAGACACUGAGCUUCGAGACCUCGUAGCUCAAACGUUAGAAACUAACGGCGUUCUCGGUAAAAUAAGGGCACAACUGCGAGCCAGUGUAUUUUUGGCAUUGGAAGAUCAGGAAUCUGUACAGAAUAAAACACCUUUUUCUAAUCCUGAUUUGAAGAAGUACUUGAAAACCACCGAAGGUAGAACAGCAGCAGCUCUUGUGAGAGAAUUUUUGGAGUUUUUCAACUUAGAAUUCACAUUAGCGGUUUUUGAUCCUGAGGCAGGGAUUGGUCCAGCUAAUGAGAGUCGAGCCAGUUUAGCCAGGGAGUUGAAUCUGGUUGACAGUGAUGGUCCACCACGAGGGCCUUUGUUUACAGAGGUUGUAAGGCAGGCCCAAGGAGGUCAGGGAAGUCAGAAAGCCAGGACAAAGUCAGCUACAGAGGAGGGGGAUACAGGGGAAGGUGAUACAAACAUACCCAAGGAAUUAACAAAGAAACAGUUAGUAGAUGCACAGAGUAAAUUUGAUUACUAUGACAAGGAUAGAAAUGGAGAGAUUGAUAAAGAUGAACUAAGAGAACUGUUCAUGGAUAUGUUUCCAAAUUUUAAUAGGAACAUGCUGGAUCGGUAUGUCAACGACGAGUUACGUGCGGCAGAUCGUGACUUCAGCAGCAGGUACCUGUCACUCAUGCCAAAAGGUAUCAAUUUUGAUGAGUUUGAGGAGAUGUACAAACGCCUGUUCAUCUUGUGUAGAACAGUGGUUGCUGGUGAUGUAGCAGAUAUUGUUCCACAGCCGCGGGCACGCUCACCUCACAGUAGGGGAAGUUUAUCUGAAGGGAAAAGUUUUGUGGAUUCAAAAAACCAAAAGAAUUUGUUAAGUGGUAGGAGCGAUGACUUACGAAACGGUCCAAACAAGCACUCCGUUGAAGCAGAUUUGAUGGGGGGUAGUGAUAUUGAAGAGGAUCCAUUUUUCGAUGAUCCGAUGCAGGGUUCCGCUGGUUUAAAGAUGUAUGGGGGUAUUAAGGAUGAGCCACAACCUCAGAGGCAGGAGUUGAAGCCACGGCCGUCCCAAAUCCCCGUGUACUCGUCACUCAGGAGUGAUGAACGAGGUAAAUCUUUGAACGGAAGCUCACUGAGGUCUCCGCCUCCCAACCAGACGAGCCCUGGAGGGGGUCUAUCCUCACUACAGGGUCUUCCCAUGCUGAACCAACAGAAACCACGCAAACAACAGCAACAUGACGGUGAUGACAGUCUAAGAAAUAUGGAUCGAGACUUAGCUGGCCUGGGUAUUGAUGGUGAUGGCGACUUUGACUAUGACGAUGAUGAUUUUGUGAGUGAAGGACACAGUGUGAGUACAAAGAGUCCGCGAACAGUCAGCAAGUCGGAACAAAAAUCAGUGAACGAGAAUGGCAGCAUAGCAGAGGAGAUUGAGGAGGAUAUCGAUGAAAACUCUAUUGAUGGUGAUGACUUACUCCGGAGUGAAAGGAGUGGGUUUGAUGACCUAACAACAGACAGAACAAUAUCCCAGCACGAUGGCUUUGAUUAUAUAGAGGAUGUCCAGUCCCCCUGAAUGCUCGAAAGACACACAGAAUCGUGGCUUAAUCGUGUCCAUAUAUCGACAUCUCCCGCGAAAAAACAUACAUUGCCAAAACGGAGAUGGCGAUACUACUUUGUUCAGGAUUCUAUAGAAUAGAGAAUAGACUAGCCAUACUAAAACAUUUAUAUGCAAUAUACUUCUUCUAGUCUUGUAGCAACAGGCUAGGGUUAUGUGUGCACCAUUCAGGGGGAGGGAAAGGUUAAGAUACACUGAUAUCAUAUACAACCUACUCCAUACCAGUCAAGUGCUGCCAGUUUGUUACCAAGGUACUGGCACUUUGUGAGCUCAUCGUUCACAUUACAUCAGCUAGAAUAUGAUAAUUGAAGGACAUAUUUUAACAUCUUGUUAUACGGCCACCAUGCCUUUAGGAAAAUACAAUUGUAUUAAAAAUUCUUGCGUACUGCCAAUAUGCAGCCUGGAAAAUGUUUAAAUAUUAAAGAUUAGUUUGGAAAUGUAACUAUUUACGGACACUUGACACACAGCAGAACCUUGUUAUACUGCCACCAUGCAUCCUGAAAAAUGUUAGCGUUAUAUAAAGAAGUGUGUAAAAACUGGUAGGUUAACUUAUUCACCCCUGAAGACACAUUUGAACUCUUCCAAUUCAAAGGCUGGACUAGUUCAUUAUGAAAUUUCAGGGGUGAGUUUGUUAAAGGAUGAAACUUUGAAGCAAAAUGGUGUAGUUGGUUUAGUGUACAUUUUAUAGGAAACUGACACCAGCUGUAAAAUGAAAGAUUUAUUAAACCAAAGCCACUUUGAAAUUUCUUUUGAGAAUAUGGUUGUUAAGUUGAAGAAUUGGUUAUUUGACGGAAUUUUCAGGCUUGUAGAAUUGUAUCUUUUGACUUGAAACUAAGUAAUGCUGGUGAAUCGGUAAUAGGUAUAAUAAGUACAACAGUAUAAAAACUGUCUUGUAAUCAAAUCCUAAAUUAGCAACUUGGUAAAACCUUGGCAUAUGUAUUACGUGCACAGAAAAUACAGCAUAAGCUUUAUAUAUACAACAGAACAAUUGUAAAUAUUGGCUCAAAAAUAUAUCCAUUUUUAUCAGACUCACAAUUCAUACUAGCUACCUUUCCUACUACUGCUCAUCAUACAAUUAUGAAAUUCUCACCAAAAAAUCUGUUUUCUCAUAGUUAGUUUUGUUUUUCCAUCAACAUCAUUAUCAUUGUAUAAAUUAAAGGCCAGCUCUCUCUUAGCUGGCUCUUGAGGUAUAGAGAUGACUUUACUUGCUUGUAGGUUGGGGAAGUGUUAUACUUACUGUAUUGUAUUUAAAAAGCAUGCUUAAAAAAAAGUUUCCAAAGUUUCUCUUGUGGUUAGAAUUGUUUUAAGAUAUAGCAUAUCCUAUGUUUUAUAAAUUUGCUUAGAAAAAACCCACAAAAAAACCCAUUAAAUAAAUGUUGACACUUUAACAUUUCAAAUUACGGGUACAUCAUUUUCAAUCUCAUUCAUGCAUGUCUAGAGUAGCAUGAGUGACUCAUUAUUUAUUAACUUCUUGAACUCAUUCACCCCUUAAGACACAUUUGAACUCUUCCAAUUCAAAGGUUGGAAUCGUUCAUUAUGAAAUUUCAGGGGUGAAUGAGUUAAUGGGACUUCAAGACAGAUCCAUUAACACGGAAAACUGCCAUUGUCUUAAAUCUACUUCCAAAUAAAGUGUAUUCAAUCUAAGUCACAUGUACUAUCCUUGGUGACUUCAGUGCAUGUAAAUAUUUGAUAGAGGUACAAUUUGUGGUUAAGAAUAUACAAAUGUACCCUCGGUAAUUAUGUCAUGAUAAACAGUUCAAGCACUGCUCUAACUAACCCUGUUGUUUAAAAGUAAGUCUUUUGAUGAUAAUUAGGGAUGGUCUUAAAAAUCUAAAGGUUUCCAACAAAUUUUGAAACUACAAAUUCAAAAUGUUUUUGCCGUAACCUACAGAUACAUAGCAUUUUUGUUUUUAAAUUUGAUCUCAAUAUGUAUUGAUAUAUUGUACGCCUAACAUAAUAAGUAGGAUUUGAAGUCUCUCUCAUGCUUGUUGACUUAAUGUACUGUAUCACUGCUUGAAAAAUUCAUCUUCAUUUGAACGCAGCAAUGACUUUUCUCCACAAUAAACAGAAAAUGUACAUCAGCGCUAUAUGUCUCAAUAUAUAACCUAUGCACUUUGUUUUUUCCUAAGCAACGAACUUUAUGUUGUGAUUUGUGUUUUUGACAUGUAGAAUUUGUUCCAAUAUGAAUUGUUUUGGAGGUGGGAGAGCAAUUUUACGAACUGUUGAAAAAUCAAUAUUAGCUGUGUAUUUCAUAACUUUUCAAGCUGAGAAAGGUUACUUUCCUCUGUUUGAAUAUCAUUUUCAAAUUUUGCUUUUCUAAAAUGCUGAGAGUUUCGCUUAUAUUUUGUACUCCCUAGUAAGUAGACAUGGUGAUUUUUGAUAAACAUGGCUGAAACACAUCUCCAAUAUUUCAAAUCUUUCAUCUCAAACCGAUACAUGAAUGGCAUUUCACUCUAAUUCACAUAAAGCAUCAAUUAUGUCACAAACUAUAACAUUUUGUAUCUGUAUAUCAAGCAAAAUAUAAGUACAGAUAGUGAAAUAUAAGUAAUCUUCAGUAAAUUCCUUAUUGCUUCUUGUGUUAAUAUGUUAAAAUGUAUUUGCAAAUACAAAACUCAAGAUUUGACUUGGGUUUACAUUGACGGCCAUAUUCACCCCUUUUUUCAUCUUCACUCCAAUGAAAACUGAAAUUACCUUUAUCGCAUGCUCUAAAUUUUGAAUCAUGAAAUUUCGUCUGUAACUGUCAAAUGCAGCAACCAAUUUUUGUCUGUCCUUGCCAAACAUGUGCAGUUCAAUUCUGUGUGCCAGUUAAUUGUUUAUCUGUAUCCAUCAAAACACUAGACCAGAUCGAGCUUCAAUAGCUUCGACACACCAAGGUAUAUAUUACAAUGAUCUGAUAUUUUACCCAAAAACAAAAUAUACCUGUCCUGGAGUUCAAAAUAAUCAUCCCGAGAUCAUACACAAAAAUAUUCAUAUUUAUGCAAGUUAUUUUCAAAGUUAUAAAUUUGAAAAAUUCACAAUUGUUUCAAAGGCUUGUGAAGUUUGAUCCUGGUGAAUAGAUCAUUUGUCUGUUUUCUGUUUCCCGUUUUCUGACCACAUUUUAUCUUUUGUGUUACACUAGUGUGUACGAGUGUAGAGUGUGUAUGUUUCACUCACUGUCCAGAUGUGCUCUUGUUAAUUUUAUUUAUUGUAUUGGUUGUGUGCUCAUAUUUGUGAACAUGACAUUUGAAUAUAUCAUGUACAGCUUCUCAUGGAAACGAUGUUAUAUGAAGACAUAGGAAAACUUGUGCAUGUUUUCUCAUGGUAUGUUUUCUCAAGGUAUUGAUGUUUAAAGUUGAUGACACUCAUUUAGUAUUUACAUAUACAUGUACAUAUGUUUUAUUUAAGUUAGUAUGCAAUCUCAGUAGGCUGUCUAUUUCUUUUCAUACUUCAAAUAAAGACAUUAAUACAUUUUACAGAUAGCCGAUUCCUGUAUCCAAACUAGGUCCUAAUGAUCCGUCCAUGGAAACAAUGGUGCUCGUUAUUUGAGCUUUUGUUUAUCCACCAACACUAGUUGUUCAAUGGUCUACCCAGUAUUUUAGAAACAUAUCCAUCUUAAUCUGAUAAAGAGUUGUACCAGUGGUUUGUAGGAAAAGACGGAACAUUAGUUGUGAAGACUACUUUUAUUUUGAAUCUCAGGAGGCUCUACAAACUAGAAUUCUGUUGUAAAAUUAAUCCAAUUGAUUGUUAUACAUAAUGCAAUGUGUACACUUUGGGGGGGACUUGGCUAAGUUGGAAGUUUUUCAUUUGUAACACAUCACCCUGAUGAUAGGGAGAUAUGCAGGCUAAAAAAUCAAAUUCUGGGGUAUGGUUCUAUUGUUCUGAUAAAAAGUAGUCGAAAUCAAUUUUCAGAAUGACAGAAGAUUGUCAUAAAAUGAGUAUGUUCCCUAUUCCUGGAUUGACCCAUGUACUGUUUUGUAAGUUGGCCUGUAUUUUCAGAUACAUGAUUGAAUCCAUCAAACUUUAUGAAGUUGUGUAUAUGUACCUGGUACCUGGUGUGUGUAGAUUCAUUUUUCAAAGUCAAUUAUGUUUAAAUUGAGAUUUUACGAGCAGUUUUGUUGUAUGGUAUACCGCAAUUGAUAUCUUGCAUCUCCUUUAUCCUUUUGUCUUGGUAGGCCUGAACGUUUAUUUCAAAAGUGAGAAAGGAAUUGCAUUUGUAUUAACACUUAACAUUCAUCACAAACAUCAUUAAUUCCAAAUUACUUUUGUUCAUUGUCUUUUUUUCCUUAUUACAUAACACAUAUUUAUUGUUAUGUAAUAUGUAUACACAGAUAUAUAUAUAUAAACAUGUAUUUU
Mizuhopecten yessoensis (Yesso scallop) is the source of this 5948-nucleotide messenger RNA. Its product is annotated as FGFR1 oncogene partner-like. The transcript is spliced from 18 exons. The record is from RefSeq and is a predicted model, not a curated record. Gene Ontology annotation, biological process: microtubule anchoring. Gene Ontology annotation, cellular component: centrosome. The coding region runs from base 18 to 1574 and encodes 518 amino acids. NCBI's taxonomy places the organism in Eukaryota, Metazoa, Mollusca, Bivalvia, Pectinida, Pectinidae. Gene Ontology annotation, molecular function: calcium ion binding.